Molecule: messenger RNA, 165 nt
Organism: Paramecium tetraurelia
Lineage: Eukaryota; Ciliophora; Oligohymenophorea; Peniculida; Parameciidae
Exons: 1
Source: RefSeq, a predicted model, not a curated record
AUGCAUAAGAGAGCACAACCUACAUUUAAAAAUAGAUGUCACCUGAUAAAUGAAAAAUUUGGCCCUUUAAUGAUGAAUUUUAAGUUGUAACAACAAUUAAUUAUAAAUGGAAUAGAAUAUUCAAGAAGUCUAUAAUAAAAUAUUUUUCUACCUAAACUUUUAUGA